Molecule: messenger RNA, 7017 nt
Organism: Sphaerulina musiva SO2202
Lineage: Eukaryota; Fungi; Ascomycota; Dothideomycetes; Mycosphaerellales; Mycosphaerellaceae
Product: ketoacyl-synt-domain-containing protein
Exons: 1
Coding region: 1-6573 (2190 amino acids)
Biological process (GO): fatty acid biosynthetic process; secondary metabolite biosynthetic process
Molecular function (GO): 3-oxoacyl-[acyl-carrier-protein] synthase activity; phosphopantetheine binding; fatty acid synthase activity
Source: RefSeq, a predicted model, not a curated record
AUGUCCAACAUUCUUCUCUUCGGCGAUCAGACCGCCGAACAAUACCCACUACUUCACAAAGUGACUCUCCACCGCGACAAUGUGCUGGUCAGCAAUUUCGUCCAACGAUCUGCUCUGGCACUGCGAGAGGAGACACGUGCUCUGCCACGCAGUCAACGAGAUGCCAUGCCAGACUUCUUGACUCUCACGAGCCUCGUGGAGGCGUACUAUCAAAAAGGCGAGAAGGUGCCGAUGUUGGAGUCUGCUCUCGUGACCAUUGCUCAAUUGGGUCACUACAUUGGAUACUUCUCUGAGCACCCCGAUGAGCUGCCAGCUACUUCCAACACUCGCGUUCUGGGCCUCUGCACUGGUCUGCUUGCAGCCGCAGCCGUCGUUUCCGCAAGGACUAUCGAUGAGCUGGUUUUGCUUGGUGUCGACUUCGUUCGCGUUGCCUUCCGCUCAGGCGCUGCGGUCGAUGGCAUUCGCUCGGUGCUCGCGCAGCCUGGUCAAGAGAAGACACCGUGGUCAGCUAUUGUCACUGGCACUACACAGGAGGAUGCCAAAUUGGCCUUGUCAGCUUUCCAUGAAGAAAAGGGCAUCCCACUAUCGAAUCAAGCAUACAUUAGUGCUGUAUCUGUCAUGGCAAUCACGAUCUCAGGACCUCCGACCACAUUGGAGCGCUUCUUCAAAGAGAGCGCUCUGUCGGAAAACAACCGCGUUGCCAUCCCAAUCUAUGGUCCGUAUCAUGCUCCACAUCUUUUCCACGAAGCUGACCUGGAGCGUAUCCUUUCUGGCAACGUUGGUCUCGAACUCAAGCAGCAUGUGCCCUCUGCUCUGGUUCACUCUGCAGCGACAGGAAAGCCGCUUGUGGCUGAGAACUCCUUCGAACUCGCCAAGACCGCUCUUCGCGAAAUGCUCCAGAGCCCUGUACGCUGGGACUAUUUGCUCGAAGAGGUCGUUUCGCAAAUGGCCGCAAGCAGACUACCCGCCAAGAUCUACGCUCUCGGAGUCAGCAAUAUUGCAAACAGCCUCGUGACCGCUCUCAAGGCUGGUGGCAAGACCGAAGUGUCUGUCAUUGACCAGUCUGCCUUCACCGAGUCCACCGAAUACAAUGGCCGGACACAGAACGACAAGAUUGCCAUUGUCGGCAUGGCAGGUCGUUUCCCCAACUCUGCCAACCACGAAGCCCUGUGGGACUUGCUGAUGAAGGGACUUGAUGUACACCGAAAGGUUCCAGCCGAUCGCUUCGAUGCCGAUGCUCACUGCGACCCUUCUGGAAAGGGCAAGAACAAGUCCCAUACGCCUUUUGGUUGUUUCAUCGACGAGCCAGGUCUUUUCGACCCUCGAUUCUUCAACAUGUCCCCUCGCGAGGCUGCCCAGACCGAUCCUAUGGGCCGUCUUGCUUUGGUCACUGCGUACGAAGCGCUCGAAAUGUCUGGCUACGUCCCCAAUCGUACCACAUCCACCAAGCUCAACCGCAUCGGCACCUUCUAUGGCCAAACAUCAGAUGAUUGGCGUGAGAUCAACGCAGCAGAGAACGUCGACACCUACUUCAUCACAGGUGGCGUGCGCGCUUUUGCUCCUGGUCGCAUCAACUACUACUUCAAAUUCAGCGGCCCAUCGUACUCCAUCGAUACCGCGUGCUCAUCGUCGCUUGCUGCCAUCCAGCUUGCCUGCACGUCUCUGUGGGCAGGUGACUGUGAUACUGCCUGUGCUGGAGGUCUCAAUGUUCUCACCAACCCGGAUAUCUUCUCGGGCUUGUCCAAGGGCCAAUUCUUGUCCAAGACGGGAUCCUGCAAAACCUACGACAAUGACGCCGAUGGGUAUUGUCGUGGUGAUGCUUGUGGUACCGUCAUCCUCAAGCGCUACCAGGAUGCUGUUGCAGACAAGGACAACAUUCUUGGAUGUAUCCUGGGCGCGGCGACCAACCAUUCGGCCGAGGCGGUGUCCAUCACUCACCCGCACGCUGGCGCACAAGAGUUUCUGUACAAGCAAGUACUUGCAAACGCAGGCGUCGAUGCUCACGAGAUCUCAUACGUGGAGAUGCACGGCACCGGUACCCAGGCUGGUGAUGGCAUUGAAAUGACAUCUGUGACCAACGUCUUUGCUCCUCGUCACCGCCAGCGUCGACCCGACCAGACUGUGCAUCUGGGAGCCAUCAAGGCCAACGUUGGCCACGCUGAAGCUGCUUCUGGAGUUAACUCCCUGGUCAAGGUCCUGAUGAUGAUGAAGAACAACAAGAUCCCCGCCAAUGUGGGAAUCAAGGGCGUGAUGAACAAGACUUUCCCUGCCGAUCUUAAGGACCGCAACGUCCACAUCUCACAGCAACAGGUCGACUGGCCACGCAAGACUGCUGCCCCGCGGAGAGUUUUCCUGAACAACUUCUCUGCUGCCGGUGGCAAUACUGCUCUGCUGAUCGAGGAUGGACCACUUCGUGAGGCACCCAAGGCCGUGGACCCGCGCAGCACUCUUCCCAUCACCAUCUCAGCCCGGUCGAUUGCAUCGCUGAAGCGCAACCUGAGCCACUACCAGCAGUUUGUUCGUGAGAAUGCAGGCACCACACUCACGUCGUUCUCUUACACCACCACUGCUCGCCGCAUUCAGCACAACUACCGUGUUGCCUUCUCUCUUGCCGAUGCCAGCAAACUUGUCGACUCACUGCAAGGUCAAGUGAAGGACACCUACAGCCCAGUACCCAUGGUUGCUACCAAGGUAGCCUUCUGCUUCACCGGGCAAGGCUCUCAGUACACGGGCUUGGGUCAGAAGCUCUACCAGGACCUGAAGAGCUUCCGCGAUGAUAUCGACCAGCUGGAUCAGCUCGCUCGCAUACAGGGGUUGCCAUCAUUCCUUGAGCUCCUUGAUGGCACAGAUGUGCAGACGUUGUCGCCUGUCAAGGUGCAACUAGGCAUGGCCUGCAUUCAGGUUGCCUUGGCUCGCAUGUGGGCUUCGUGGGGGAUCACUCCAUCUGCAGUCGUUGGUCACAGCUUGGGCGAAUAUGCCGCUCUCCAUGUCGCUGGUGUGAUUUCAGCUUCGGAUAUGGUGCUCCUGGUUGGGCGUCGUGCCGAGCUUCUCGUACGCGACUGCACUCCACACACUCAUGGCAUGCUGGCCGUCAAGGGCAGUGCGGAUGCCAUCCGAACAGCUCUUGGACCCAAGAUGACCGAGAUUGCCUGUAUCAAUGGCCCCGAGGAGACCGUGUUGUGCGGAAGCGGCGACGUGGUCGGCACUGCGAAUGAGAUUCUCGCUCGAUGCGGCUUCAAGGCAACGAAACUCAACGUGCCUUUCGCAUUCCAUUCGGCUCAGGUUGACCCCAUCCUCGAGCAGUUCACCAAGGUUGCUUCUGCAGUGACCUUCAACAAGCCUGUGGUCCCAGUCCUCUCUCCCCUUGAAGGCCAGGUCAUCCGCGACGAUGGCAUCAUCAACCCCACCUACCUUGCCCGUCACGCUCGUGAACCCGUGAACUUCUGGUCUGCUUUGAUCAGUGGUCAGAGUGCAACUGUGUUUAGCGAGAAGACGGCUUGGCUCGAGAUUGGUGCUCACCCCGUCUGCUCAGGCAUGGUGAAGGCUUCUAUUGGUGCUACAGUCACGGCCCCAUCCCUUCGCCGAGGAGAGGACGCAUGGAAGACCAUUUCCAACAGUAUCUGCCAGCUUUAUACAGCUGGUGUCAACAUCAACUUUGACGAGUUUCACCGCGAGUUCAACGAUGCACAAGAGCUCCUGACACUACCAACAUACUCGUUUGACAACAAAAAGUACUGGCUCGACUAUCAUAACAACUGGACACUGACCAAGGGCGAGGCAGCGCAAAUCAAAGAGGUCAUUCGCGAGAAGGAGGUCGCUGCGCCAGCUCCAGUUGUAGAGGUUCCUGCGAAACGACUCUCUACUUCUUGUCAGAAAGUUAUCAGCGAAGAAUUCAGCGAGACUUCUGCCAAGGUUGUCAUCCGCUCCAGUCUGGCUGAUAACAAGCUCUACCCGGUCGUCUGUGGCCAUUUGGUGAACAACGCUGCUCUCUGCCCAUCCUCGCUGUACGCCGACAUGGCUCUCACUGUCAGUGACUACAUCUGGAAGGAGACACACCCAGAGAGCGAGACACCGGGCCUCAACGUCUGCAACAUGGAAGUACCAAAACCUCUGAUUGCGCAGAUUCCACAACCUGCUCAAGGCCAGCAUGUCGAGAUGGAGGCCGUUGCGGAUCUUGAGAACAACACUGUCAAGGUCAACUUCCGCAGUGUCCAGCCCGAUGGCAAGAAGAUUCAAGACCACGCUCACUGUAUCGUACGCUACGAAGACAAGGCAGCCUGGGCAGGCGAAUGGGCUCGCUACAACUUCAUGGUCAACGCUCAAAUCGAUACGCUCACCGCCAAGACCAUGACCGGAGGCGCUCACAAGGUGCAGCGCGGGAUGGCAUACAAGCUCUUCAAGGCGCUUGUCACCUAUGACUCCAGAUACCGCGCCAUGUCAGAAGUUGUCUUGGAUGGUAAAACUACCGAAGCCUCUGCGACUAUUGAUUUCCCCACGAAACCAGAUGACGGCGACUUUUACUGCUCACCAUACCACAUCGACGGAUCCUGCCACAUUUCCGGAUUCAUCGUAAAUGCUUCUGAUUUGCUGGACUCGGAGCAGAAUGUCUAUGUGUCGCACGGCUGGAGCGCCGUCAAGAUCAGCAAACCCCUCACUGCCGGCAUGCGGUUGCGCAACUACGUUCGCAUGUUGCCACAGCCGAACAACAUCAGCAAAGGUGAUGUGUACAUUCUCGAAGGCGACGAGAUCGUUGCGGUGUGCGAAGGCAUCAAGUUCCAGCAGAUCCCGCGCCGUGUACUCAACACUUUCUUGCCACCAAACAAAGGGUCAGCCGCGCCCCAAGCGCAAAGGUCGAUCGCUCCCAAGCCAGCUGCUCGUCCACUGUUGACACGAUCACCUCUUCCUGCUCCAGUCAAGGUUGCUCCGGCACCGGUUCGCAAGACCGCUCCUCCACCUCCAGCUGCCGUCGCCGCCCCGGCCUCACGGUCUGUUUCCAAGCCGAAGAAGGUCGCUCCACCGAAGAAGCCAUCUGGCGGACUCGUUGACAAGAUCAUGCAAAUUCUGGCCAAGGAGACAGAAGUGGAUGUUGCAGAGCUGGUAGACGAUGCUCAUUUUGAAAACUUGGGCGUCGACUCGCUACUCUCGUUGACCAUUUCGGCCAUCUUUCGCGAGGAGCUGGACAUCGAGAUCAGCUCUUCUCUCUUCACUGAUUACCCAAGUGUUGGUGAGAUGAAGAAGUACUUUGCUGGGCUCGACGCAUCUUCGAGUGGCAGCAAUAGUAGCAGCAGCAGUAGCGCUCCCGAUUACGAUGAGGAUUCGGAUUCCGACUCGAACCCAGCGACCGAUGUGCCCACACCGCUGGAAGACAUUUCGACUCCGGCUUCGUCAGCUCCGUCCAUCAUGGGCAAGCCAGCGCCCGACUCUCCUACCCGCGACUCAUUAGCAGAAGUGGGUGAUGUCUCGAUUGCCCGCCAUGUUGUGGCACAGGAGAUGGGAGUCGACAUCGAGGAGAUCACCGACGACGCGGACUUGUCAGAGCUAGGCAUGGACAGUCUCAUGAGCUUGACUAUUCUCGGCGAGCUACGCGAAAAGACCAAUGUCGAUCUGCCCAGCACCUUUCUCUCGACGAAUCCUACCAUGGCCGACAUUGAGAACGCUCUCGGCAUGCGACCUGCACCCAAAACCGCUGCUGCUCCUCGAUCAGCCGCGAAGACGUCAACACAGACAGACAUGAACGAGGUCUCUGCUCGACUCGGUGCCAUCAACAAGACCGACAUUUCCAGAUACCCCGCCGCGACUUCGGUACUGCUGCAAGGCAAUGCAAAGAUUGCCACCAAGAAGGUCUUCUUUCUGCCUGAUGGGUCUGGCUCAGCCACCAGCUAUGUGAGCAUACCCAAUCUCGGACCAGACGUCGCUGCAUAUGGUCUCAAUUGUCCAUUUAUGAAGAAUCCCGACACCUGGGACUGUGGCAUUGAGGUCGCGUCUCUGAUUUACCUUGCGGAGAUCAAGCGUCGUCAAGCCAAGGGGCCAUACAUCAUCGGAGGCUGGUCUGCAGGCGGUGUCAUUGCAUAUGCGGUCGCUCAAGCAUUACUGGCUGCUGGCGAGAAAGUGGAGAAGCUACUGCUUCUCGACUCACCUUGCCCGGUCAACCUCGACCCCCUACCUGCACGCCUCCACAUUUUCUUCAACGAGAUCGGCCUCCUCGGAACCGGCGACCCGAGCAAGACCCCCAAAUGGCUUCUCCCCCAUUUCUCCGCUGCCAUUCGCUCCCUAUCCGCCUACGACCCCAAACCCACGCUCCGUCCCAUCCCCACAUAUGCCGUCUGGUGCAAGGAAGGCGUCGCCGGCAACCCAGGUGACCCUCGCCCACCCCCAGCCGAAGAUGAGGACCCAGCGCCUAUGAAAUGGCUCCUCAACCACCGUACCGACUUUGGCGAUAAUGGUUGGGCACAAUUGUGUACAGGACCAUUUAAAAAUGGAGUCAUGAAUGGUCACCACUUCAGCAUGAUGAAGGAGCCUCAUGCGAAAGAACUUGGCAAGUUGAUUCGUGAGGGACUGGACUGGAGACCUUGAGCACGAUACCUCAUCAUCCCACUUACCCGCGAGAGAGAGGACAAGCUGUGUGACGCCAGUGGUCUUUGCGUAGCAGCACCAACUACUUUGCCUUGGCCGGCGAUGUAGGAAACAAACUGCUACGCCAAAUCCUCCGCGUUGCUUACACCCAUUCUACAAAUAAUACCUCAUCAUUGCUCUUUAGCGAAACGAAUAAUAGAACCUCAUUGGAGCGGGAGGAGGGGGAGGGGAAACCACCACAGUCGGAGAUGUGACGAUAAUACUUUCUCAAGGGAAGGCCAAUAUUUGUUGGUUUGUUGAUUUGUUUUACUAGGUGUGGCGUUGUGCUCUUUUUCUUGUCUUUUGAGCGAUAUACAUCUUUCUUCUUUUUUUUUUUCCUUUUGUUGAAACACAAACAGAGAUGGGGAUCACACUGUCGUCAGAGGAGGAGGAGAUUUUAGAAAG